CGGAGCCUCCGCCGCCGCCUCUGAGCUGCUGCAGCCGGACACAGAAGCAGCAGACCGGCCGCCGACACGGAGCCAUGGCCGCUGAAGACAGCCGCCCCACGGCCUGCACCGGCUCCAGCCUGCUGCAGCCGCUCAGCGAGAUCACCAACCUGCCGCUGGACCAGGUGAACUUUGUGGCGUGUCAGCUCUGUGCCCUGCUGUCGGCCUUCUGGUUCCGUCUCUUCCUUCAUCCCAGUAAAACCAGUCCCUUCAUCAGACACGUGGUGGCCACUUUACUGGGACUCUACUUCGCUCUCUUCUGCUUCGGCUGGUAUGCGCUUCACUUCCUGCUUCAGAGCGGACUCACCUACGGCAUCAUGAUCCUAACCGGAGUGGAACACAUGCACAAGUACUGCCUCCUGGUGGCUCUCAGCUACCUGAGUCUGUGUCAGAUCACUCGGGUCUACGUCUUCGACUACGGGAUGUACUCGGCUGACUUCACAGGCCCCAUGAUGGUGAUCACACAGAAGAUCACCAGCCUGGCGUUUGAGAUCCAUGACGGGAUGGCACGUAAAGAGGAACAUCUGACUCCGCGACAGAAGAUUUUGGCGAUAAGGAGGAUGCCCAGUCUGCUGGAGUACUUCAGCUACAACUGUAACUUCAUGGGGAUCCUCGCCGGACCCACCUGCUCCUACAACGACUACAUUGCCUUCAUCGAGGGGGACCCCCGUCGCCAUAGAGACCAGGAGGCCGACAGGAAGUCCAACAGCAAGCUGAGGCAGAGCGAGCCAUCGCCAAACACGGAGGUCGUCCGUAAAGUGGCCACCUCCUUCUUCUGCCUCCUGGUCUUUCUGUCGGUGUGUAAAGUUUUCCCCGUGGAGCGAAACAUCGACGACGACUUCAUCGCCAACACGCCGUUCUACGCUCAGGUGCUCUACCUGUACCUGUCCAUGCUGACCACCAGACCCAAGUACUACUUCGUCUGGACGCUCGCUGACGCCAUCAACAACGCCGCCGGCUUCGGCUUCAACGGCUACGACAGCGACGGCUCUCCUCGCUGGGACCUCAUCUCCAACCUGAGGAUCCUCAACAUCGAGUUAGCCACCAGCUUCAAAGUUUUCCUCGACAACUGGAACAUUCAGACAGCUCACUGGCUCAAAAGGGUGUGUUACGAGCGAUGUCCCUACCACCCGACGGCAGCCACCUUCAUCCUGUCAGCCAUGUGGCACGGAGCUUAUCCGGGCUACUACCUCACCUUCCUCACCGGCAUCGUCAUCACGCUGGCUGCUAGAGCGGUCCGACACAACGUUCGGCCACACUUCCUGCAAUCACCCACCCACAAACUGGUCUAUGAUGUCAUCACGUGGGCAGCCACUCAGAUCGCCAUCUGCUACACAGUGGUGCCUUUUGUCCUUCUGUCCGUCGGCCCAUCCAUCAAGUUCUACAGGUCCUGGUACUUCAGCCUCCAUAUCGGCUGUGUUUUGCUGGCGGUGGCGCUGCCGGUCAAACCGAGACAUCUCCGCCACAAAGACCAGCAGAAGAACCUUCGCCAGGAGCCAGUCCAGAACCACCAGGAGCCGGUCCAGCACCACCGUGAGGCUACAGACAGCAACUGCAGCCAGAAGGAAAAAAACACAUGAGACAGAGAAGGAAAAACAAUCAUGUACAACAUUUUAUUUCCAUAAACUUGUAUAGAAAGACGAGGAGGUGAACCACAUCGAACGGACCUUCCUCCUGUCUCGGUACUGAAACACGAUGGUCACGACAGCAAGUUAAAAUACUGUUUUAUUUGGAUCCACAGGAUGACGCCAACGAAAUCAGGCCCGGAAUUUUUGAAGGUCUGUGUUGUAGGAUACUUGACGUUGUUUCGUUACGAGGAAGUUUGACUGCCGGGACUCAAACAAAAAGAUAAUUUUUUGGGCCAGAUUCAGGUCAAUCUGCAAUGAUGGAAGAUAGGGUAUAUAUAUACAUAUAUAUAUACAUAUAUGUAUAUAUAUAUAUAUAUAGUAGCUUCACAUGAAGCAGCUGUCCUGAGGUGUCAUGGCCGCCCUCGUAGUGUUGAACUGACUCAAUGUUCCUUUUGGUCAGAAAACCUGCCAAUGAAUGAAUGGAGGAAUAUAUGAAAGGAUGUAAAGGAAAAUGACUGAACGGACAAUUUAACAAGAACAUGAACGAAUGCAAGCAGGUCAAAGAAAAGUCGAGUAUAUGAACCCACAGAAUGAGCAGGUGGACGUCUAAAUGAGCACGCCGGUGACUUAGUGCAUUCAACAAUAGAUGAAUGAACAAAGGAUCUCCUCCACAUUCCUCCCAGACUGUCUGACUCAUCGUGUUAUUAUCUAUUCAACCACGACUUCACAGUGUUCAUAGAAUUAUAGUUUGGAGAAAGUGCCAAUGAUUAUUCCACUCAGUCGCCUUAGUUGUUUUGUCUUUUACAAGAAAAAGUGCUACUUAGCAGGAUAAGUAUUAACUCUUUGUUGAUGUGUGAGCGGUGAGGACGGCGUUGUGUUUACAUUUGUAGAUGUCAAGUUUUUGUCAAGAUGUUAUUUAUGUAAUUCAAAGACUUGUGUUUUGAUGUACGAUGUGAUGCAGCUUGAAGAAGAUGAAAACGCAGCACGAAACUUUAGGAAAAGAGCUCAAACUCUGAAGUUUAAACUCCAGGAUAUGAAGUGAAAUACAGAUUAGGAACCCCCUCAAAUAAAAGUAUCCCAUAACAGCAGGAAGUGAACCCAACAUUCCCAUCUGUUGGUGCCAUGAAGGGGUUAGCAAGUUUGGUUUGGCCAACGUUUACUUUAGAAGCUAAACGGUUUGGUUCAGGUUAGCUAACGGUUCAAUUUAGCAGCUAAAAUAAGCUGGUUAAGUUUAGCAAACGCCUCGGUUCAGCUGCUAACACUGGUUUAGGGUUAACUAAAGGCUCAAAGUAUGGUUACCUAGUUAGUUUUGAAGCUAAUCAGACUGGUUUACGUUAGCUUACAGCUCUGUGGAGGCUAAAACUGUUGGGUUCAGGUUAGCUAAUGGUUCAAUGAGGAAACUAAAACCGUUAGCUAACUGUUCUGUGUGAAAGCUAAAACAGUUUAUAUAUAAUGGUUUUGAUCAGGCAAGCUAACGAGGCAGUUAAUAAUCAGUUUUGUACAGCUAAUGGUUCAGGUUAUGGCUAAACCGUGGAUGUACAGUAAGAACUAACUGGACCCAAAUAUGGAGCCUGUUCAGUCUAGGGAGAAUUGCUCAUCUGGCACAAACGCCAAAAAGAAGUUUCUAGCUUCCUGGUUUACUUCCAGCCAACUUUAUUGUGCAGAAGAGAUUCUCCCGCUAGCUCAUGGACUUUACAGUAUUAUCACUUUACAGAUUUUUAUCUAUAUUCUUAUUGUACAUCCAUGGUGUCAACAGUUAUGUUUAGUUGAGCAAAGAGUUUAGUAAAAAACAAACUACACCACGACGGUUUGGUUUGGCUAACGGGCAGUUUAGCCGGUAGAGGAGUUCAGAUUAGCUGAGACUUAAUUAAAUAAACCAACUUGUUUGGCUAGAAAAUGGUUCAUUUUAUCAACUUUACCAGUUUGGUUCAGGUUAUGAAAAACGGAUCAGCGUGGAGACCAAAACUGAUAUUUUUGUGUUUGGCUAACAGUUCAGCUGGGCUAAAAACACCUGAUACACGUUUAGCUAACAGGACAGUUUGGUUCAGCAGCUUGAUUUAGCUGAAGGUUCAGACUAGCUGGAGGUUUUGGUUUAAGUCCUUACUCCAUUAAUGUAUGUUAAAUUGCCGCGUCAUGCUAUCAUGUUAGCACGUUAUGUAGCCCAGUACGUCCCUAACUCUACGGUCCAUCGUUCUCUCCAUGACGUGUUUUAAAUCAGUGUUAAGUAGAACAAAAGACCUUUAGUAUUUCUCAUCACCACCAACUCGUUUGUGUCUGUUUCUUCUUCUUCAGGAGAGCAGAUUUCUAAAUGUUCCCGUAUGUUUUCCUGUUUCCACAUUUUGAACUGAACCGCGUCAUGAGGCCUGGAUGAGGACGUUAAUGAUGAAUAUCAAAGGCUGCGGCCAUUGUUUGAGACGAUUCACAAAGAUUAAUGUUCUCACAGCGAACCAGCCACACAUCUGUAGGUUUGAUAUGGACAACAUGUUUGUUUGUGUUUUUGUAAAUGAUGUGAUUAAACCUUGGA
Molecule: messenger RNA, 4131 nt
Organism: Anoplopoma fimbria (sablefish)
Lineage: Eukaryota; Metazoa; Chordata; Actinopteri; Perciformes; Anoplopomatidae
Gene: mboat2b
Product: membrane bound O-acyltransferase domain containing 2b
Exons: 13
Coding region: 75-1619 (514 amino acids)
Biological process (GO): lipid modification
Cellular component (GO): membrane
Molecular function (GO): acyltransferase activity
Source: RefSeq, a predicted model, not a curated record